Messenger RNA from Zingiber officinale, 1119 nucleotides. RefSeq lists its product as uncharacterized. The record is from RefSeq and is a predicted model, not a curated record. Lineage: Eukaryota; Viridiplantae; Streptophyta; Magnoliopsida; Zingiberales; Zingiberaceae. The transcript is spliced from 5 exons. Bases 1 to 1002 code for a protein of 333 amino acids.
AUGGUCGGAGGCGGAAGCAGGAGGCACGAUGGGCCGCUGAAGAUCAAUAGCACUAACGUCUUCGCGGUGCUUGAGACUCUCAAGAAGAAGAAGAAGUCGGACAAAGAGUCGAAGAGCAAGGGGGCGUCCAAGAGCCAAGGGAAGGAGCAGGAGAAGCAAGUGUUUUGGGCCCUGGCGCCUCUACCACUUCUUUUCAUUGCCGAGAAAGACUAUCCAUUCUGUAUGAUUAGAGACGCCUGUGAAAUAACAGUGGUUCAUCAAGAAGACGCUGGCCUCAACGUUGAGAUGGCAAAACUGACAUUCGCCAAAGGAAUAUGGAGCUUUGUGAGUAAGACAAACAGUGCUUUGCGUGGAUAUUCCUCUCAUCCUAGUCGCUCAGUAUUAGUCCCUGCUCUUCUUAGACUUAUUAAGAAGUGUGGACUCCUCAGGCCGACCCUAUACCACAUUGUUUUCUGGCCAGUCUGCGGCAGUGCCUUGGUUCCAUCCUUCUGGUGUCUUCAAGGAUUGCAUAAUAUUCAUGGAAGCUUCAACCUGCCAACUGUGCCUGGUUCGCUUGCAUCCAGAGACGUCGCAAUGGGUGUUGUACCAUCAGGUGGUGUUCAGCAACCAGGAGGAAGCAUUCCUAGUGGACGGUUCUCAUCAAACAAUCUUUUGGUUGCAUUAUCUCAGAUGCCUCAUGGCUCUGGUGUCACAAAUAGAGGGGGUAUUAAUGUUGUUGGAAAUCAUGCUUUUAGUAGUAGUAAUAUUAAUGGAGUCACUGGGUCAAUAACUGGUAUUUCCUCAAGUUCAGCUUAUGGGAAUCGUAGUUCUGUUCCUGGUUUGGGAGUUUCUCCAGUAUUGAGUAAUGUAGGGCCAAGACUUACAAGCUCUGUAGGCAACAUUGUUGGCAGUGGUAACAUGGGAAGAAGCAUCAGUUCUGGAGGAUUAUCUGUGCUCGGUUUAGCUUCACGGGUAAACUUAGCUAUUAUGCACAGAGCAAGAAGGAUAAUGUUGGCACAGUAAGAAACAUAUUUGUGUACUAUCUAUUACCUUUUGAUGUUGUAAGAAGAAUAGUUAUGUGUAAUUUGUGGAUACCGACUUGAUGUGCACAAUAUCUAUUAUCUUUUUAUGUUGUAAGAA